AUGAUUUCCACCAACUUUGACGCGAUAUCCGAGGCGCGACACAAGUGGGUGCACCGAGGCAAAGCGAGGGCUGGCCAGAACUACGGUGCUGCGCUCAUCCUCAUCGUGCGGCGCAAGAAGGAAAAGGCGCUGCAGCCCACGAUGCCCUGUCGGGAUCCGUACAUCUGCGGCCUGCUUAUCGCGCUGGCGCAGGCGCACAGGAAGUCGCCGCGAAGCGAAGCGCAGCGCGCCGUGUCUGGGAGGUGCUGCGUGAGAAUGAGCUUGUCUAAAGCGGUGACUGCCCAAGGUGGCCGCUAUGCCCAUCCUGAUAACUGUGUUGACGAGUCAGCAAAAGUAUCAGGUCGACGUUACCUUGUGAAGGAUGUAUAG
Cordyceps militaris CM01 is the source of this 369-nucleotide messenger RNA. RefSeq lists its product as uncharacterized. NCBI's taxonomy places the organism in Eukaryota, Fungi, Ascomycota, Sordariomycetes, Hypocreales, Cordycipitaceae. The transcript has a single exon. Bases 1 to 369 code for a protein of 122 amino acids. The record is from RefSeq and is a predicted model, not a curated record.